Megalops cyprinoides (Indo-Pacific tarpon) is the source of this 2003-nucleotide messenger RNA. It is a transcript of the gene ell2, whose product is annotated as elongation factor for RNA polymerase II 2. Gene Ontology annotation, biological process: positive regulation of transcription elongation by RNA polymerase II; transcription elongation by RNA polymerase II; snRNA transcription by RNA polymerase II. Bases 25 to 1863 code for a protein of 612 amino acids. Gene Ontology annotation, molecular function: cis-regulatory region sequence-specific DNA binding. The transcript has 12 exons. Gene Ontology annotation, cellular component: transcription elongation factor complex. NCBI's taxonomy places the organism in Eukaryota, Metazoa, Chordata, Actinopteri, Elopiformes, Megalopidae. The record is from RefSeq and is a predicted model, not a curated record.
GACGAUGGUGGAGGGGGAGUGAACAUGGCGGCGCUCUGUGAGGAGGGCAGGUACCGACUGAGUUGUGGCCGAAAUGGGAGCACAACCACUGUGAUGCACGUGAAAUUGACAGAGACAGUUUACAGAGCGUUAAAAAAUUACCAAAACUGUAAGAAUGCAGUGUCAUCUCGACCGACGAUCCAGUUCAAGGGACAACAAGGGAGCAUAAAGAUUCCAAGGACCGAUGACCCCUUCGAUGCGGCCAGCUUCGACUUCUUCGUGUCCAGUGUUGGGAAGGAUGGUCCUCAGGGAAGCUUCGAGUGCAUCCGCCAGUAUGUGUCCAGCCACGGAGUGCCGCACUUGGCCUGCCUGGGCACAGUGCAGGACAAGAUCACGGUGUCCCCCUCCGGCUGCCAGGCGCCCCGGGACAGUGCCGCGCAGCAGGCCACCGCCCCCCACGAGCGCGCGCCGAUGGGCGCGGACGCCGACGGGCGCAGGCGGGACGCCAAAGUCAGCAAGCCGGACGGCCCCAAUGGAGGUAAGAAAGUCCCGUUCCGCAAGCCGGCCCCAUCGUCGCUGCCUUCCGACCUUGUUCCGGAGCGGAAGCGCUCCACCCCCAUCAACCCGGCCACGAUCCUCCGGAAGGGUCCCCCCAGCGCCCCCGUGUCCCAGUCCCGGUACCGGGACCGCGUCAUCCACCUGCUGGCGCUCCGGCCCUGCAAGAAACUGGCGGUCCUGGCCCGUCUCCAGCGGGAAAACAUCAACCCGAAAGAUUUGGGAAGCACUCUUCAGCAGGUGGCUAAUCUGAACCCAAAGGAUAACUCCUAUUCCCUGAAGGAUCAUCUUUACCGGGAGGUGAAGAAGGACUGGCCUGGGUAUUCCGAGGAGGAACGGCUACAGCUGGAGCAGGUUUUGGCUAGUAAAUUUGGUCUUCAGUGUGAAUCUCCUCCCACCAGCAGUCCAAAAGAACCCGUUCCAGCGUCCCAACAGAGGAGGUGUCAGGACUCUGACUUCAUCGAUCCCCUGAUGCCCAAGAAGCCGCGCAUCUCUCACAUCAACAACCGAGCGCCCACCACCCCGACCCCAAGCGACAGCCACGCCCACUCUCAGGAGGGCAAGCGGCCGGCGCCCGUCCACCUCCCCGUGUCCAACCCCCCGCUGCCGCUCAGCUCCAGGUCCCCGAGCACGCCGGAGGGCUGCGGCACCCAGGCCCUGCCCGUGGACGGCUUUGGCUACAACCAGAGCUCCUGCGUGGACCAAUUGCGGAGCUCCCCGCCCUUUCCCGCCUCCCGCCCCGCCCCCGCUGCCCCCGCCCCCGCAGACGCCACACGAGAGCCUGGCAGCGUGAGCAAAAAGCCCAAGAAGAGGUCCAAGAAGCGCAGGGAGAGCGAGGAGCGCCACCCCCCCCCCAAAGCCAAGGUCGCCAAACCCGACCGAGAAGAAAGUAAAGAGGGGCCCGUUGGCUCCACAGAGGAGUCCUCCACAGUGAUUCCUGAUUAUGUACACAAAUACACAGCCGUGGUGUCCAUGGCCCAGCGGCAGAGCUACAAGGAGGACUUCAACGCGGAGUACAGCGAGUACUGCGGCCUGCAUGCCCGCGUGGAGAGCAUCACCCGCCGCUUCGCCCAGCUGGAUGCCCAGUGCAAGCGGCUGCAGCCCGGCACCAAGGAGCACCGGGAGGUGCAGGCUGAAGUGCUGCAGGAGUACAAUAAACUGAAACACGUCAGCCCCAGCUACCGGGAGAUGAAGCACCGCUACGAGUACCUGCACAACAAGCUGGCCCACAUCAAGAGCCUGAUCACCGAUUUUGACCAAUGGCGGACCCGCUCCUGGGACUACAGCUCGGACAGACGGAAAGACAGCCGCGCCAUAUCCAGCACAUGACCUACCCCGUGUCCCCUUCACCAAGGGGAGGGCGAAAAAAAAGCCACCCUUCAGACCCUCCCCCUUCUCUCCCUGCCCCGCACCCCGUCGCCUCCGCUCCGCACGCUUUUCGGGUGCAGCGUUCUCUUCUUCUUCUCUUC